Messenger RNA from Sesamum indicum (sesame), 1359 nucleotides. Its product is annotated as phosphoribosylglycinamide formyltransferase, chloroplastic. Gene Ontology annotation, molecular function: phosphoribosylglycinamide formyltransferase activity. Gene Ontology annotation, biological process: 'de novo' IMP biosynthetic process. Lineage: Eukaryota; Viridiplantae; Streptophyta; Magnoliopsida; Lamiales; Pedaliaceae. Gene Ontology annotation, cellular component: cytoplasm; chloroplast. The record is from RefSeq and is a predicted model, not a curated record.
AAAAUUGGACGUAUUAAAUUCUAACGAGGACCAUAACCCAUUUCGAUUACAUAAACCCCACUUUGCCUAUGACCGUAAAACCCUACUGGAUUUGUAUUUACGUUUUUUGCUAAUUUCAGUUUGAAUGGAAAUCCAAAACGUAAUUCUCAGGGGGUCUUUCAAUCCUACCGUUUCUUCUGUCCAAACCCGCAAAGCCCGUUUAUUCACCAAGUUAGCCGUACCUUUUUUGUCUGAAAUCGGUUUUCCGAAAUGGGUUUCUAUGAAAUGUGAUUGUUCUUUUCAUUCCGACACCAAGAGAAAUUUGCAACGGUGUAGAAAUCGGGCCCAGAAAGCCGAGUGUAAAGGGAUAUCUGAUGUAGAAGAAGAUAAGCCAAAAGCCAAAAUUAGAAGGAAAAAUUUGGCGGUGUUUGUCUCAGGCGGAGGCUCCAAUUUCAGGUCGAUUCAUGAGGCCACACUUAAUGGGUCCGUACACGGUGACAUUGUUGUUCUGGUCACUAAUAAACAUGAUUGUGGAGGUGCAGAGUAUGCGUGCUGUAAGGGUAUUCCUGUUAUUGUUUUUCCUACAAGGAAAGACAAGGAAGAUGUGUUUUCUGCGGAAGACCUUGUAAUUGCAUUGAAGUCCUUAAAAGUUGACUUCAUUCUUUUAGCUGGUUAUCUCAAACUUAUUCCUGCCGCAUUGAUCCGAGCUUAUCCAAAGGCCAUACUGAAUAUUCAUCCAUCUCUUCUUCCUGCAUUUGGUGGAAAAGGGUAUUAUGGUAUGAAGGUGCAUAAAGCAGUCAUUGCUUCUGGAGCAAGGUAUUCUGGUCCUACUAUCCAUUAUGUUGAUGAGCAGUAUGACACGGGUUGUAUCCUUGCUCAGAGGGUGGUGCCUGUGCUUGCAAAGGAUACAGCUGAGGAGCUAGCUGCAAGGGUUCUCCAUGAGGAGCAUAAAUUAUAUGUGGAGGUAUCAGCAGCAUUAUGUGAAGAGCGGAUCACCUGGCGAGAAGACGGCGUCCCACUCAUCCAAAGCAAAGAAAACCCCAACAAUUACCGCUAGUGAAGUAACAUUUUGUACACCAUCACCAAUCGUGGACGAGAGGUUUCAGGUUAAGGUGGGCAUCGAUGAUUGUCCACCGCUGGCACUCUCCAUUCUUUAUCACACCUGUUCUCGACUCAUCUGCCACAUCCCAAGUGCUUUGGCUGGUCAGUAGAGCUGAUCCAUCCUAUUCUAGUGCCAUCAAACAUGUAAUUUUGUGUUAUAACGUGGACAACGAUGCAAAUGUUGAAUUUAGGCCGUUAUGGGGUUUGAUUCUUGAAUCAAACGGUGGCACUCAUUGUAGUUCAUCAUUCUACAAUAAAAAACUAAUGCAGUUUUUCUUG